UUUUGAGGAUAGGGAAUCUGUGUAAUAUGGUUUACAAUCAGUCACCAGCUGGCGUUGUAAACCCAAGAACAGAUUCCCUAUCCUCCACUUUUCUAGUUGUUACGCCUACAGAUCUUAUGAACCGUCCUUUAACAUACAUAUUGCUAUCCCUGUAUCCUGCCUACUGAUAGUGCUGACUGCUCUAUUUAUGACAUCUCUAUGUCCUGAGUCCCGAAAUUUCAAAGAGUAAAUCGGUGAAAGAGUCAAGACUAUUGGUACCUCACUGUAAAGAUUAGAAUCAUCAAGAUUAAGAACAAUAAAAAGAAAUAAUGACGGUCAUUUCAAAUGAAUAAAGCAAUGAACUAGAUCAGUACAAAUUUCUAAUCGGUGACCGGAGUAUAUUCGUGAUCGUCCUGAUUGAGAGGUUUAUCAGACAUGAUGAGGUUCUGUCUAAAAGGACCGCUGCUUGCCCUACGAUCAAUUCGGUGCCCAAAAUUAAACUAUUCUACGAUGCCGUCGGAAGCGGUGGUCAUUGCAGACGAUGGAACGAUUGUUUGCUGGCAUCCUGAACAACAUUUUCCAUACCAAUACACCAAACCUUUGCCAGCUGAGAAAAUUGAGGAAAAUUCGGUGCUCAGUAAUCGAGCAAAAGAAGCUAUGGACGUAUUUAGGAAAAAACAUCCGGAGGUAGUACGGGAAGAACUGACCAAAAUCACAUUCACUACGAAACACAGAUGGUAUCCAAGAGCUAGGGAUAAGAAAGCUAAGAAAACGCCUAUGGAUAGGGAGUACUUGUAGUGGAAAGUUAUUGAAAUGAUUGUUCGCUAGUUGAAAAAGUUAUGUAUCAUACGUGCAGCAUAUAAUUAGGCAGACAUAUUUUUGUAAUGCACCAUAAUAAAUCCAUGAAAUAAAAUAUGUGGCCCAUGGAAA
Neodiprion fabricii is the source of this 909-nucleotide messenger RNA. RefSeq names its product 39S ribosomal protein L42, mitochondrial (gene mRpL42). Gene Ontology annotation, cellular component: mitochondrial large ribosomal subunit. Lineage: Eukaryota; Metazoa; Arthropoda; Insecta; Hymenoptera; Diprionidae. The transcript has 2 exons. Bases 415 to 777 code for a protein of 120 amino acids. The record is from RefSeq and is a predicted model, not a curated record.